Molecule: messenger RNA, 1047 nt
Organism: Hydra vulgaris (swiftwater hydra)
Lineage: Eukaryota; Metazoa; Cnidaria; Hydrozoa; Anthoathecata; Hydridae
Product: 52 kDa repressor of the inhibitor of the protein kinase-like
Molecular function (GO): protein dimerization activity
Source: RefSeq, a predicted model, not a curated record
AUGAUAGAUCAUGUUAGGAUUGUCUCUGAUUUUUUUAAUAAUUCUCCAAAGAGGUUAGAAGAUCUAUCUACAAAAAUUGUUGAGCUAUAUCCGACAUCAUCCUUUCAAAAGACAAUAAAUGUUUGUAGAACCAGGUGGAUUGAAAGAAUUGAUGGUCUUGAAGCUUUUAUUGAAUUAUAUCCAGCUAUAAUUGCAUCUCUUACUUGUAUUAAAGAAGAUGAGACAUGGAACUACAAAUCCAGAGGUGAUGCUUCUGCAUAUGUGACAAUAUGUUGUUCGUUUAAGUUUAUCAUCACCUUAAUCAUAGUCAGGAAGUUAUUAGGGUAUACGAGAUCACUGACAAAAACGUUGCAAAAAGUUGAUCAAGACUUCUCAAAAGCUCGUGAUGAUGUGGAAAUUUUAAAAAACACUCUUUUAUCUAUUUGGAGCUCUAUUGAAACUUCACACUCAGAAUGGUAUAAAGAAGCUGUUACCAUAGCAGCAACUAAUUAUACCUUGCCAUCUAAACUAAGAACAUGUGGACAACAAACACAACGUGAUAAUCAUCAAGUAGAUGAUAUUAAAAAUUUAACAUUGCUAGAUAGUUUCGCCAUUAUACCAUCAAAUUUAAUCUCUGACAAGAAGUGGAGGAAAAAAGUAAAAGAAUUUGCUCAUACAUACAAUAAUGAUUUACCAGAACCAAUUUAUUUUUAUGCUGAAUUGGAUAUGUGGGAAGUAUACUGGAAAAAUCACUCUGAAACAGCUCCUAAAACUAUUUCAGAUUCACUACAAAAGUGUGAUGGCAAUACGUUUCCAAAUAUUUCUACUAUACUUCGAAUCCUUUUCACAGUACCAGUUACAACAUGUACUUGUGAAAGAUCAUUAUCAGCUCUGAAAAGAAUUAAAACUUCCUUGCGCAAUUCUAUGACAGAUAAUCGCCUAAAUGGCAUUUCCAUGUUGCACAUUCAUCGAAAUGUUGAAAUUGACUUAAACAUUGUUGUAGAUGAAUUUGCGACUGCAUUUCCACGAAGAAUUGAGUUUAAAAAAAUAUUGAACUCUGAUGGAUAG